Lodderomyces orthopsilosis Co 90-125 is the source of this 1338-nucleotide messenger RNA. RefSeq lists its product as uncharacterized. The transcript has a single exon. Bases 1 to 1338 code for a protein of 445 amino acids. The record is from RefSeq and is a predicted model, not a curated record. Lineage: Eukaryota; Fungi; Ascomycota; Pichiomycetes; Serinales; Debaryomycetaceae.
AUGGCUGAUCUCAAUAAUGAAGCACCAGUGACAACAAGUCCAGGUAAUGAGAAAAUGCAUCUGACAAAUGACCAUGACAAACCCAAAAAAAGGUCGCUUUUAGAAGACGACUUCUUUUCCUUGAGUAGCAGCUUUGAUAAAAAGAAGAGAAAGCACAAGCACAAAAGCAGAGAGGCUACGUCGAGCUCACCCAUUGGCUCAGAGCGUACCAUUAAGGCUGAAGAACCCACGUCCAUUAAUCCUGAUAUUCAGACAAAUGAAAAAGUUAUUGAAAAAGAGACAAAGCUGGGUUCUGUCUCCAUACCCAAAGAUGACUCCAAAUCCACUCCCUCUGAUACGAACAGCCCAACGACUCUUCCGUUGCUAGACAAGGAACAAAUUCUUCGAGAGAUUGAACAAAGGGUCAGUGAACGUGAAGCAAAAUUGUCAACGCCGUUGUUAGAUGAUUCAGAUGAAGAAGAGGUUCAGGUCGAGAUUGUGAAAAGUUCUCCAAAAACAAGAAAUUCAGCUAAGUCACCGAUACAAGAUUACAGCUAUAAAUUCGCUGAAGCUGACGAAAAGAAAAGACGAUAUAUUAUAAAAAUCAUAUCGAAGCUUCCGGCACCGCAAGACUCAACUAUAGAAGUUGACCUUGCUUGUAAGGGAAUGAAAUCAUUCAGCAAGAUUAUAAAAUCUGCUGUGGAUUUCUACAAAAACAUUUAUUCGGAUCAAAUGCCACAAGUUUUACUUGAUCGGUACAAUGUUGAAAUUUGUAGUUUAGUUUGGGUUGAGGGAAAGUUGCUUGUGCAUUCUUAUUAUACUCCUAGAAUGCUUAGGAUUCCGCCGCCUGGUGGGGCCUUCAAUGCAUUAGUGGACAAGGUGGAAUUGAUGCCGCCUACAACAGUACAUUUUUUCUUGAUUCCUAAGGACAAUAGCGAAAAUUUUAUGAAUGUUUACCCUGAAUUAAGGGCCAGUGCAAUAGAGCCAGAGAUUAAAGAAAUGGAAGAAUCUACGAUUGCAGAGGAGCUUAGCCAAUCCAGUAGUGAGAAUGAAGAUGAGGAUGAUGAAAAUGGGUCGUUUUUCAAAGGUGAUAAAUUUAUUGAUCUUUAUAAUGAAGAAGAAGGUGUUUUCUCGAUCGGACUUAAAGGGAAAGAUAACAUACGUAUCUCCUGUAAGGUAACCCCCGAGACCAAAAUCGAGAGUCUUUUAAAGUUUUACUUGAAGAAAAAAGGAAUCGAUGAAACUUCGAUCAACUUGCCAUCUGUGAAGAUGAUUUUUGACGACGAGGAGUUGAAUCUUCAUGACGUUGUAGCAGAUACGGAAUUGGAGGACGAUUUUGAAAUUCAGAUAAUAAUGUAG